AUGAAGACCGUCCGCAUCUACCAGACCGGCGGGCCCGACGUCCUCAACUACGAAGACGCCCCCGAACCCUCCCCAGCGCCCGGCCACGCCCUCGUAGAGAUCAAGUCCAUCGGCGUCAACUACACCGACGUCUCCAGCCGCAAGGGCACCAACCCGCCCGACGCAUUCCCCUGGACCCCCGGCCGCGAGGCCGCUGGCGUCGUCACCGCCAUCGGCGCGGGCGUAUCCGAGGUGUCCGUCGGCGACCGAGUGGCCUACGCCAUGCACACCGGCACCUACUCGCAGGUCCACUCCGUCCCCUCGUGGUUGCUCGUCCGCAUACCCGACGGCAUGGACUACAACACCGCCGCCGCCACCAUGCUCCAGGGCAUGACCGCCCAUUUCCUCGUCUACGGCAUCGCCCACCUGAAGGAGGGCGACCGCAUGCUCAAGAACAUCGGCGUCUACGUCCACACCACCGUCUCUACCGAGGAAAAGGCCGACCUCGCCAAGGGUGCCGGAGCCGACCACACCAUCAUCUAUACAAAACAGGACUUCGAAGAGGAAAUCCGCAAGGACUCCAACGGCCAGGGCCUCAAGAUGGUCAUGGACGCCGUCGGAGCCACCACCUUCGACCAAGGCAUGCGACUCCUCGGACGCCGCGGCUACAUGGCCCUCUACGGCGCAGCCGGCGGCCCCGUCGGACAGCGCGCCACCGACGUCCUGAACUGGGUGCAGUCCGGCGAGGUCAAGCUAUACGUCGGCCUCGAGCUCCCCCUGUCCGACGCCCAGGAAGCCCACCGCAAGCUCGAGGGCCGCGAGACCACCGGCAAGAUCCUGCUGACACCGUGA
This is a messenger RNA of Geodia barretti, 831 nucleotides long. The record is from the annotation of a GenBank genome assembly. Lineage: Eukaryota; Metazoa; Porifera; Demospongiae; Tetractinellida; Geodiidae.